Molecule: messenger RNA, 501 nt
Organism: Racocetra persica
Lineage: Eukaryota; Fungi; Glomeromycota; Glomeromycetes; Diversisporales; Gigasporaceae
Source: the annotation of a GenBank genome assembly
UCAAUUUAAACCUUUAAAUUGCACUCUUGGCUUUGAUAAUAUUUAUGUCCUUAGUCUCGAAAAGAGAGCAGAUAGGCGUGCACUAAUGAAUGAAUUAGCAGAAUUUCAUGGAUUAUGUUUUGAUUAUGUCAAAGCUGUUGAGGCAGAUGAUAUGGAAGUUAACAGACUUAACCAAAGUUGGAACCUUUAUGACUUGCCGGGAAUAAAAGCUUGUUAUUUAAGCCAUUAUCAUAUCUACGAAUCAAUUAUCAAAAAUGGUUAUAGUAAAUCAUUCAUUUUAGAAGAUGAUGUAGAUAUGGAGAUUGACCUUUUCGGUAUUAUGUCUAAUAUUCACCUUGUUUUACCUAACGACUGGGAGAUUCUUUAUCUUGGACAUUGUCACGAAUGGGUAGAUGACACCAAAAUUCUUGUUAGUGGUUUAUCGACUACUCAUAAAUUACACACUGCUGUACAUCCACAGUGUACACAUGCUUAUGCUAUUACGGCCUCAGCUGCCAAAAA